AUGAAUAACCUUGUAGAUUUCUUCAUGUUUACUCUCUUUGUUUCUCUUUCUCAAGAAAUUGAGCUCGACUUUUGUGUAGGAGAUACUACUCUUCCAAGGGGACCUAAAGAGUUCUCUUGUAAUAAGGAUUAUUCUAAUGUCACCGCCCAUGAUUUCAUCUUCACUGGCUUUCGUCAUGAAAGUUUCACCGCAAAUCUAUUUAGAAGCAACGUUACUUUAGGAUUUGUGGAUAAUUUCCCAGAUUUUAAUGGUUUAGAUAAUUCCAUGGCAAGGUUAGACUUUGCUGUUGGUGGAGUUAUACCAGUACACUCCACAUCAGAGGUUAUAAUUCUGACUAGGGGAUCAAUAAUCGUCGGAUUCAUUGAUGCAAGCAAUAAUGCAUUUUACAAAAGGCUCGAGGAUGGAGACGUUAUGAUCUUUCCACAAACCAUGCUUCAUUUUCAAAUCAACGUUGGUAGAACCCCAUCUACUGCAAUUGUUAGCUUAAAUGGUGCAAACCCAGUUGUCCAAUUCGCUACCACCUCCUUGUAG
Spinacia oleracea (spinach) is the source of this 531-nucleotide messenger RNA. Its product is annotated as auxin-binding protein ABP20-like. The record is from RefSeq and is a predicted model, not a curated record. The transcript is spliced from 2 exons. Bases 1 to 531 code for a protein of 176 amino acids. Gene Ontology annotation, molecular function: manganese ion binding. NCBI's taxonomy places the organism in Eukaryota, Viridiplantae, Streptophyta, Magnoliopsida, Caryophyllales, Amaranthaceae.